UAUAAACUGCUACUCCGGCAAGAAAUUCCAGUCAAUUUGACUAAAUACAUGUUAUAAUAAUAUUCUUUACGUAGCUACACGGUGGAAUUUUGUCGAUAUUUCGCAGCACCCUAUUUUUUUUUUGCUGUUGCUGUAGCUGAAACAUGGAGAGCAAAUCUUACAUGGUUCAUAUGAACGGGAAUGGGGUUCACACCCAAGAUGAUGUUCACAUUAUUAACAUGAAUGGCAACGUUCGUUCGGACAAGAUGAAGAUCCGCAAAAAGAGGUGGAACAUUAGAGCCUCGGAGAUGUCCAAGAACACACUGAAUCCCAUCCGUGCCAUUGUGGAUGGCAUGAAGAUCACUCCCAAUCCUGAGAAGCCAAUGAUUGCCCUCUCUAUUGGAGAUCCUACUGUAUUCGGGAACUUGCCUACAGAUGACAAGGUUCUUCAGGCCAUGAAAGAUGCCAUUGACUCACACAAGUACAACGGUUAUGCUCCCUCUGUAGGUUAUCAGAAAAGCAGGGAAGUGGUAGCAAGCUUCUACAGCUGCCCUGAGGCUCCCCUUGAAGCCAAGGAUGUCAUUCUAACCAGUGGCUGCAGUCAGGCCAUUGAGCUGGCUAUCAAUGUGUUGUGCAACCCAGGGCAGAACAUCCUCGUUCCCUGUCCUGGCUUUUCCCUUUACAAAACACUUGCGGUCUCCCUUGGCAUCGAUGUCAAGCACUACAAUCUUCUGCCGGAGAGGUCCUGGGAGAUCGAUUUACGGCACCUGGAGAGACUCAUCGAUGAGAAGACCGCCUGCAUAAUCGUCAACAACCCCUCGAAUCCUUGUGGCUCUGUUUACAGCAAGGAACACUUGCAAGACGUCCUCGCAGUUGCCUCCAGAAACUGCAUUCCCAUCCUGGCUGAUGAAAUCUAUGGGGACAUGGUCUUUCCGGAGUACACCUUCCACUCAAUGGCCCCUCUAAGCAGGGAUGUGCCCAUUCUGUCGUGUGGUGGCCUGGCCAAGCGCUGGCUGGUGCCUGGCUGGAGGAUGGGCUGGAUCCUCAUACAAGAUCGGAACCAGGCUUUCGGGCCAGAGAUCCGGGAAGGCUUGGUCAGGCUGAGCCAGAGGAUUCUGGGAGCUUGCACCAUCGUCCAGGGGGCGCUGGAGAGCAUACUGAAUAACACGCCGCAGGAGUUCUAUCAUGACACUGUCAGCUUCCUGAAGUCCAACUCAGAGAUCUGCUUUUCGGCGCUGUCCUCCAUUCCUGGACUCACUCCCGUCAGGCCCUCAGGAGCCAUGUAUCUCAUGGUGGGGAUCGAGAUAGAGAACUUUCCAGAGUUUGAAAACGAUGUGGAAUUCACGGAGCGUCUAGUGACCGAACAGUCUGUCUUCUGUCUCCCGGCAACGGCUUUUGAGUACCCCAAUUAUUUCCGGAUUGUGGUGACGGUACCGGAGGACAUGAUGGCGGAGGCGUGCGGUCGCAUUCGGGAGUUCUGCCAGGAGCACUACAAGCCGCAUAGACAGGACACCAAUGGACUGGACCAGUGAGGGAGGAGGGGGCUACAAAGAGCAGGGCUAGAAAGGGGGAGAAAAGCAAAUGGUGCCCUUUCUAACAAGCGGAAAUCUGCAGACGUGGUCCAGCUGCAGCCAGUCUAUAUUCCUUCAGGUUUUUGAACACCCCCUACCCCAGUAAGUGGUAUAGUCCAUGCAAAUUACACGCUAUAUAGUUUGAUCUGAAUAAUCAGAAUCACUUCUGUUUCAUAAUAUAGCUGGUUCCGCAUAAUUGAGGACAUAUAAUUAUUUGUCCUGAUGAUAGAUGCACAUUUAAAAGUUUUACAUCUAUUUUAAAUGUUAUCCAAAUCAAACUGGCUGCUAAAAUAUAACUUUUCUUUUGGGCAUGUCACGAAAGUGUCAGGAUACUUAUGAGAUUGUAAUUCACCUAAUGUGGCUGUCUAACUUCAGUCAUAAACUCAGAAGCCAUAAUUUAUUUGUUUUGCAGCUUGGGCAUAAAGAGACUCAUGUUGUACAUAUGUUAUAUAUUAUAUAAUAUAUUAUACAUAUAUUAGGGUAGUUAAUGGGCAUUUAUUACAUCAACUAGUCCACCUAGCGGAGAGGAUGUAUAUUUGACUUGUUGGAUAGAGUCACAAGCAUUCUCCAUCAUGCUGGCUUUGUGCUGGUUGAUUUUGUGAAUUGUGAAAGAUAAAUUAGUGGAACUCCACUGACUUAAUUAAUAAAGUAGCCACCUUGUUGUAAAAUACCUUGAGCUUAUCACUAGCUAAAGGAAGACUGCAGUUACUCUUGGAGUACAAUGGACUGUCUUCCAACAGCUUAUCCUGAUCAGGGUUGUGGUGGGGACUGAUUCCAGGCAGCAAUGGGUAUGAAGGUAGGAGAUACCCAGAGCAUGAUGCUGGUCCAUCUCAGGACAUAUACAUGCACACAUCACAGGAAAAUAAGAGACACCAUUGAACCUAAGCACGUCUUAGGACUGACUGUGGGAAGAAACCCAAGCAAUCCUGUGAAGAACACAUGAACUACGCACACAUAGAGGUGGGAUUUGAACCCACAAAGCAGCCCACUGAGCCACCAUGCCACCCUCACAACAAUUCUGAUCAGAUAUAUUUAUAUUUAUGUAAAAUUUUGCAGGGAAUGCGAUCCUGCAUAUUGCUUUUAUGUGUUUUGUACUAGUUUCAAAGUAGUCAUAUAUAAAACAAUCAGAUUUUAAUGUAUUUAGAAAUUCACUAAUUGAAUCAUAAGCUUGAUACAAUAUAUAUAAUAUUACUCAUGUAUUGAAAUGUUUUGUGUAAAGAGUAUUUUAUGCAAUUUGGAUAAUGAGCAUUUAAAAAAAAUAAAUGGUGGUCUUCAUCAUUAA
This is a messenger RNA of Paramormyrops kingsleyae, 2832 nucleotides long. RefSeq names its product tyrosine aminotransferase (gene tat). Lineage: Eukaryota; Metazoa; Chordata; Actinopteri; Osteoglossiformes; Mormyridae. Gene Ontology annotation, biological process: L-tyrosine catabolic process; biosynthetic process; L-phenylalanine catabolic process. The record is from RefSeq and is a predicted model, not a curated record. Gene Ontology annotation, molecular function: pyridoxal phosphate binding; L-tyrosine:2-oxoglutarate transaminase activity.